Molecule: messenger RNA, 3088 nt
Organism: Nycticebus coucang (slow loris)
Lineage: Eukaryota; Metazoa; Chordata; Mammalia; Primates; Lorisidae
Gene: ACSBG1
Product: acyl-CoA synthetase bubblegum family member 1
Exons: 16
Coding region: 218-2440 (740 amino acids)
Cellular component (GO): membrane; endoplasmic reticulum
Molecular function (GO): long-chain fatty acid-CoA ligase activity
Source: RefSeq, a predicted model, not a curated record
CACAGCCACUGGUUCCCAUACUCACCAUGGCUGGACUGUAGGAGCAGAGGGGAUGCCGAGCCCUAUGCCUGCCAGUCGCAAGGAGGACGGGUGGUUUGGUGGAGCUAGGCCUUGCUGGGCCUGCUGUGGCUCUCCUGGGGGGACGCCGUGACACGUCCUCUGAGGCUCUUGCUUACUCCCGGGUGAGCUCUUGGGGUGCAGCCACCCCACACGUACCAUGCCAAAGGUGCUUCUGCUCAGGUCUGCCAGCUGCAUCCUGAGGACCGUGUUCUUAAGCAGAUGGCUGCCAAGUGGGCCUGGGUGUGUUUACAAACUUAGUUUUGUUCGGAACCUGCAGUGCUGGCAAGGAGUAAGGCUGAAUGUGAGAAGCAGCUCCCUGACUGAUGGGCAGACACUCUCCAAAGAGUCCCUAAGCCAUGCUCUUGAGCUCUCGGCCCCAGAGAAGGCAAAGGAUGGCCAGGUGGACACUGCAGAGGAGGCCCUGUGGACAACUCGGGCCGAUGGGCGAGUACGCCUGCGCAGAGACCCCAGCUGCCCACAGCUUCCCUACACUGUGCAUCGGAUGUUCUAUGACACCUUGGACAAGUACGGGGAUCUCAGCGCUCUGGGCUUCAAGCGCCAGGACAAGUGGGAACACAUCUCUUACUCCCAGUACUACCUGCUCGCCCGCAGAGCCGCCAAAAGCUUCCUGAAGCUUGGCUUGGAGCGGGCCCACAGCGUGGCCAUCCUUGGCUUCAACUCCCCAGAGUGGUUCUUCUCUGCGGUGGGCACCGUGUUUGCAGGUGGCAUCGUCACCGGCAUCUACACAACCAGCUCCCCUGAGGCCUGCCAGUACAUUGCUCAUGACUGCCGCGCCAAUGUCAUCGUCAUGGACACGCAGAAGCAGCUGGAAAAGAUCUUGAAGAUCUGGAAGCAGUUGCCACAUCUAAAGGCAGUAGUGAUGUAUAAAGAGCCUCCCCCAGAGAACACAGCCAACGUGUACACGAUGGAGGAAUUCAUGGAGCUGGGGAAUGAAGUGCCGGAGGAGACCCUGGACGCCAUCAUUGAUGACCAGCAGCCCAACCAGUGCUGUGUGCUGGUGUAUACGUCAGGCACCACCGGACCCCCCAAGGGGGUGAUGCUCAGCCAAGACAAUAUCACGUGGACAGCACGGUACGGCAGCCAGGCCGGCGACAUCCAGCCAGCAGAAGUGCAGCAGGAGGUGGUAGUCAGCUACCUGCCCCUCAGCCACAUUGCUGCUCAGAUCUACGACUUGUGGACUGGCAUCCAGUGGGGGGCCCAGGUCUGCUUUGCUGAGCCUGAUGCCCUAAAGGCCUGCCUCUCCCGGCACUCGCAGGGGACCCUGGUGAACACUCUGCGAGAGGUGGAGCCCACAUCCCACAUGGGGGUGCCACGGGUGUGGGAGAAGAUCAUGGAGCGAAUCCAGGAGGUGGCAGCUCAGUCUGGCUUCAUCCGGCGCAAGAUGCUGCUGUGGGCCAUGUCAGUGACCUUGGAGCAGAACCUCACCUGCCCCGGCAGUGACCUGAAGCCCUUCACAACCAGACUGGCGGAUUACCUGGUGCUAGCCAAGGUCCGCCAGGCACUGGGCUUUGCCAAGUGUCAGAAGAGCUUCUACGGAGCAGCACCCAUGACCACAGAGACUCAGCACUUCUUCCUGGGCCUCAACAUUCGCUUGUACGCGGGCUAUGGCCUUAGUGAGACUUCAGGCCCCCACUUCAUGUCCAGCCCCUACAACUACCGGCUCUACAGCUCAGGCAAAGUGGUGCCAGGCUGCCGGGUGAGGCUGGUGAACCAGGAUGCAGAGGGCAUCGGGGAGAUCUGCCUGUGGGGCCGCACCAUCUUCAUGGGCUACCUCAACAUGGAGGACAAGACACGUGAGGCCAUCGAUGAAGAUGGCUGGCUGCACACAGGUGAUGCUGGCCACCUGGAUGCUGAUGGCUUCCUCUAUAUCACAGGGCGCCUCAAAGAACUAAUCAUCACGGCCGGUGGGGAGAACGUGCCCCCUGUACCCAUCGAGGAGGCCGUGAAAAUGGAGCUGCCCAUCGUCAGCAAUGCCAUGCUGAUCGGGGACCAGAGGAAGUUCCUGUCCAUGCUGCUUACUUUGAAGUGCACUCUGGACCCAGACACCUCUGACCCGACUGAUAACCUCACUGAACAAGCUAUGGAGUUCUGCCAGAGGGUGGGCAGCAAAGCCACCACAGUGUCCGAGAUCGUGGGGAAGAGGGAUGACGCUGUGUAUCAGGCCAUUGAAGAGGGGAUCCAGAGGGUCAACAUGAAUGCCGCGGCCCGACCCUACCACAUCCAGAAGUGGGCCAUUCUCGAGCGUGACUUCUCCAUUUCAGGUGGAGAGUUUGGUCCCACAAUGAAACUGAAGCGGCUCACAGUUUUGGAGAAGUACAAAGAUAUCAUUGACUCUUUUUAUAAAGAGGAUAAAAUGUAACCAGUGGCCAUGCUUUAAGUUCCUUCGGGGACAGAUGGCAGGCCUUCCGGGAGUCUUUCUGAGCCCUGGUCUCUUCGGUCUGGGCACGGGCACUCUUCUAGGCAAGUCUGUUAUGUCUCCAGGUGAGAGUGUAGCACCAGCACCUCAUGUGCCAGUCUUACACCAACAAUAGCUGACAGUUCUGAGAAGCUUCAGAUGUGGGGAGUUUUAGUUCUAUUUAAGUACUGCUUUUUGUUCAGGCAGCAAAUGAGAUCAGCCCUCCUUCCAGAAAUAAAGGGGAGAAAAUUCUUGGCCUUAGUUCCAGGUAGAUUAACAAGCUGCUAGCACACCUAACAGGCCAGACAGCGGCAGGCUGUGAAGGGAGGUGGGAGGGAGAUGACUGGAUCACCAGUGUGUGUAUAGGCAAAGCCCACAGUAAUAACUUGCCUAACAGCCUGACCACUUCAGAAUCUUGUUGGACACUGCCAGCUGUAGACACAUUACAGCACUCCUCCUCCACAUGCAUGCCAACUGACUUCAUGCUUAAUAAAAACUGCUGCCACCUAUUUGAUUCUAUUUAAUGUAUAAUCUGAAUAUUAAACUUUUUAACAGAACUGUCAACAAAGACCUGAUAUUUUUUUGUCAAUUGAGCAGGUGGGUCCAGUCUGG